Messenger RNA from Cajanus cajan (pigeon pea), 1382 nucleotides. RefSeq names its product Peroxidase superfamily protein (gene PRXR1). The record is from RefSeq and is a predicted model, not a curated record. Gene Ontology annotation, molecular function: heme binding; peroxidase activity. NCBI's taxonomy places the organism in Eukaryota, Viridiplantae, Streptophyta, Magnoliopsida, Fabales, Fabaceae. Gene Ontology annotation, biological process: response to oxidative stress; hydrogen peroxide catabolic process.
UCUCAGACUGUAUAACACAAUCACUUUAUUUAAAGGAGCAGAGAGUAAGGGAAGUAGGUGAGUGAAGAUAAUGGGUCUCAAGGGUUUCAUCUUUUUUGCUAUCUUAUCCUUUUCAGCUCUGUCCCAGCUGAGUCCUUCUUUUGCUGAGGAAGAGCAAGGUAAUGGCCUUGUUAUGAACUUCUACAAGGAAACAUGCCCUCAGGCUGAAGACAUCAUUCAAGAACAAGUCAAGCUUCUCUACAAGCGCCACAAGAACACUGCUUUCUCCUGGCUCAGGAACAUCUUCCAUGACUGUGCUGUUCAGAGUUGUGAUGCCUCACUGUUGCUGGACUCCACAAGAAGGAGCUUGUCUGAGAAGGAGACAGACAGAAGCUUUGGGUUGAGGAAUUUCAGGUACAUUGAGACCAUCAAAGAAGCUGUAGAAAGGGAAUGCCCAGGAGUUGUUUCCUGUGCUGAUAUCCUUGUUCUCUCUGCCAGAGAUGGCAUUGUUUCGCUUGGAGGUCCUUAUAUCCCUCUUAAAACUGGAAGAAGGGAUGGUAGAAGGAGCAGAGCUGAUGUGGUUGAGCAAUUCCUCCCAGACCACAAUGAGUCCAUUUCUGCAGUGCUUGACAAGUUUGGUGCCAUGGGAAUUAACACCCCCGGCGUGGUUGCAUUGCUUGGAGCACACAGUGUUGGUCGAACCCACUGUGUGAAGUUGGUGCACCGUUUGUACCCAGAGGUUGAUCCAGCGCUGAACCCUGACCAUGUCCCUCACAUGCUGAAGAAGUGCCCCGAUUCCAUUCCAGACCCCAAGGCCGUGCAGUACGUGAGAAACGACCGUGGCACCCCUAUGAUUCUAGACAACAACUAUUACAGGAACAUUUUGGACAACAAGGGCUUGUUGAUAGUAGAUCACCAACUAGCCAAUGACAAGAGGACCAAGCCUUAUGUGAAGAAAAUGGCCAAGAGCCAGGACUAUUUCUUCAAGGAGUUCUCUAGAGCCAUCACCUUGCUCUCUGAAAACAACCCUCUCACUGGCACAAAGGGUGAGAUCAGAAAGCAGUGCAAUCUUGCCAACAAGCACCAUGAGGACCCUUAAUUAAUUUCUUCCCCUUGUCAAAUCUGUAACAUAUAUGCAAAAUAAUUAAGGUGUGUCGGCAGGUUCAUGGAGAUGGGAGGACUAAGAUGAAGAUGCUUUGAUUUUCAAUCUUCUGAUGUGACAACUGUUGUUUUUUAUUAUUUCAAUAAGGAUAUUAUUUUAGUAUGCAAGUAGCUUAAUUUGUGUCGUGUAGAUGGGCAUGUUCAUGGACAUGGUGUUAUGUUAUGUGAAUGUACCUAUGUGAGUGAUGUUUCCAAUGGCAGUAACAAUGUUUAUGAUAUCCAUACUAGUAAAGCUUGUUCAA